UAAUUCUCGUAUCUAUAUCCUCUCUAUAUCUCUCUCUAGGGUUUCAUAAGACGCAUCGACUGAACAACCGACAUUCACUCCCCAUUUCCCCUUUAUACACAUCGUCGCUUCCUUUGCCGAAGAUCCCAUCGGCUUGAUGACUUCUACUCACCGGCAAACGGCAUCAUCUACUCACCAGCGCAAGGCAGCGAACAGUGGCAGACCCCAACGAUGACUUUCGUUCUUCAUCAUCAUCGUUGCAUAUAGAGUGAGACUUACAGCCGACGACUUUUUUUCUUAACAUUGUCGGCAAUCUGGUGAACUUGACUGCUUGUCAUUGACGGUAGCAAGUAGCGGUACACUACCAGACUUCGAUCCUCCACUCCGGAGCAGCAGGGUAGCGACGAAGUACUCUGAAUCAAGUAACGUUAUGUUUUUUCCUUGCAAAUGUUGUUCAAAAUCCACCUCUUCUCUUCAUUUGGGCCUUAUAAUGCUAUAUAAUGUUCGAAUCUACACAUGCAAUCUAUUUGUGCAGGCUAUGUAAAUCUAUCCAUAAAUAUUUAGUUGUAAUCUUAUAUGAAUACAAUGUCAUAUGUCUCAUUUGCAGUUAAUCAUCAAUGAAUACUCCAUGAGGCUGGUCCGAGAGAAGCAAGGCAAGCAGCCACAACAAUGCAUGUUAGGGGAAAAAGCCAAGGGGCUGCUGCCUCUUUUGAUUUCUCCAGAAACAGAACCCCAUCCUGGUGGUUAUUCUUGGCAGGGAACAAAGAAGAUGAAAGGGAAAAAAGGAGCAGAAAUCAGUUCAUCAAUUUCAACAGCAAAAAGUGGGUUCAAUGGAGGUUUCUUGGGUCUUGAUUUACUCGAAAUUCAACAACUAACCAUGACUAGAAAGAUACAAUGAAUAAACAUGCAUAUAGUUCGAGGUGAGAGAUUUACAAAAUGAAACAGCGACACCAAUAACUCUUUCGGAAGGAGCGCAAAUGUGUUUUAUUCAUUUAUGAUUGUAAUUGUUUUACUAGUUUAUGUGUCAAAAAAAUCUAUAUUGUAACUUAUUCAUUUACUAUUAUAAUUAUAUUCUUAUAUGAAUAGAAAUGUGUUUUAUUUAUUUA
Molecule: messenger RNA, 1085 nt
Organism: Lactuca sativa (garden lettuce)
Lineage: Eukaryota; Viridiplantae; Streptophyta; Magnoliopsida; Asterales; Asteraceae
Source: RefSeq, a predicted model, not a curated record